AUGACACUGCACCUUCUGAUCAUCAUCUGCUUCUUCCUUUUCAGUUUGAUCGCCGCCGAUCCUAAUCACAUUUCGAUCAACUGCGGCGGAGCUGCACCGGCGACAGCCCUCGGCGGCAGACAAUGGCUCGGAGACGCCGCACCAGAAGGCUCAUCGAGGGCGUCCACCGCGAAGCCAGAGCUGAUCGCAGCCGUCGAUCCAGUUCCAUACAAGAGCGCGCGCCUCUCCCGCUCCCAAUUUUCCUACUCCUUUGACCUCAGUCCAGGUCAGAAAAUCAUCCGCCUUCACUUCAAUCCCGUCGCCUACCAUGGCUUUGAGCGCUUCAACGACUUCUUCACCGUCGAAGCUGGUCCCUACACACUAGUAGCCAAUUUCAGUGCUUCAAUAACUGCUCGUGCUCUUGCUGUCAAUACUCUCGCCAAGGAAUUCUGUAUCAUCAUCCAACAACGCCAACACCUCCGCAUACUCUUCUCCCCCGAAACUCGCCAAUCCAAAUACAGCUACGCUUUCAUCAAUGGGAUUGAGAUCAUAUCAGUGCCCUCCGCCAUUUCCUACUGCCACGGUGGGGAUCGCGGAAUUCACGUCCUAGGGCACAGGUACGUGGUGCAUCUCGACAACAGCACUGCACUUGAAAUUGUUCAUCGCCAAAACAUAAAAUGGGGCUCUGAUGAUGGCAUGUUUGGGAUGUGGGCAUCAUCAUCAUCGUUAUCAUACAAUAGGAUGUGGAGAGUGGGUGUUGAUGUGGGGUUCAGGUACUUGGUGAGGCUUCAUUUAUGUGAGCUAGGUCUCAAAAUGCACAAAGAUUUCAUGAUUCUCAUUGAUGAAAUGAUUGCAUUGACUAGUCCUGAUGAUUUGGUAGAUGGAAUGGGAAAUAAUUACAACUACAUGGUGAUGGUGGAAGGGCAGAAACGUGAGGGUAAGAGAAAUAUCUCCAUUUCUCUCUACUCUCACCAUGAAUUCUUGGAUAAGCAUGGCCCCUUUGAAGGAUUUGAAGUCUUCAAAUUAAGCAACCAUGACAGGAGUCUUGCUAGUCCCAAUCCUCCUCUGUUGCCGCGUGCUAGUGACUCCAGUAUUAGUCGCACAACUGUUGUCGUUACCUUGCUUUGUCUUGCAACCGUCGGUUACCAUCUGCUGCAAAGAAUCCGGGACACGGAGGAGGAUGGCGAACCAUGGGGCAGGGCAAAGCGGCUCUGCCAUUGCUUUCGCCUAGCUGAGAUCAAAGCAGCCACGGGGGACUUCCACGAAGGAUUUGUGGUAGGAAGAGGUGGAUUUGGUAAAGUGUACAAAGGGUUCAUGGAUAAUGGGAGAAAAAUUGUAGCCAUAAAGCGAUUAAAGCCAGAUUCCAAGCAAGGGGAGCGUGAGUUUAAGAUGGAGGUUGAAACGCUUUCUGAGCUUCGACAUGUGAAUCUAGUUUCUCUCAUCGGAUGCUGCAUUGAGCAAAAGGAAAUGAUUCUUGUUUAUGAGUAUAUGCCCAAUGGGACAUUGGCUGACCAUCUCCACAAACACAAUCACUUCCAUCCUCUCUCUUGGAAGCAGCGGCUUAACAUAUGCAUUGGAGCUGGUCGGGCCCUAGACUAUCUUCACACGGGGCGAGAGAUCACACACCGUGAUGUCAAGACUUCAAACAUUCUGCUCGACGAGAGGCUUGUGGCUAAAGUUUCAGAUUUUGGGCUAGCUAAAUCUGGAACGGGCAGCGAGGAGUCUCAAAGCACACAAGUGAAAGGCACGCGUGGGUAUUUGGAUCCAUACUAUCGCGACACUCGUAGAGUAACACAGAAAAGUGACACCUACUCUUUGGGCGUGGUGUUGCUGGAAGUAUUGAGCGAGAGAGCUGCAACGGGGCCGUGGGGUGAAGCGGGUAGUCUAACUAGGUGGGCUAAAGAGAAGAUUGACCGUGGUCAAGUUGCUGAGAUCGUAGCUCCGAGUCUGAGAGGGAAGAUAUCAGCAGAUAGCCUGGAUACAUUUGUGGGAGUUGCAGCGAGAUGCGUGGAUGAUGAGCCCAAGGAGCGGCCAGCAAUGACGCAGAUUAUCACACAGCUUCAGCAAGCACUGGUGCAGCAGGAGGAAGCAGAGAGAAAUGGUGUGUAUUCAUCUUCAUCUACUCGGAAGAUAAGUGUUGGGCUUGAGUUGUCAGCUGGGAAUGUGCAAAGAGAGGAUAUAAUGAUGAAUUCACCAAGAAAACAUAGGCCUAUUUGGAAGACUAUUUGGAAGAUUAGGAAACCUUCCUCAUACAAAAUGCAUUUGGUUGGCAUCUCCGCACCAUCAACUUUGCAUUGCCUGGAAAGGGAUGGUAUACGGAUUUAAUUGCUCUACUGCUGCUUAAUGGAUGGGAUACCGAUGUAAAGUCAUAGUGCACUCUUUUCUUUUCUUUUCUUUUCUUUUCUUUUCUUUUCUUUUCUUUUCUUUUUGUUAAUAAAAAAACAGCUUUUAUAUUUGAUGUUAAAGCAACAUAGAAUAAGGUCGUUGCUAAAUUCGCAGCUUCAGUGCUGUAAUUAAUAUACAUGUUAGCAGCAAAAUCAUUUUGCCAUUUACUUUAA
Molecule: messenger RNA, 2537 nt
Organism: Salvia miltiorrhiza (redroot sage)
Lineage: Eukaryota; Viridiplantae; Streptophyta; Magnoliopsida; Lamiales; Lamiaceae
Product: receptor-like protein kinase FERONIA
Exons: 2
Coding region: 1-2304 (767 amino acids)
Biological process (GO): protein phosphorylation
Molecular function (GO): ATP binding; protein kinase activity
Source: RefSeq, a predicted model, not a curated record